Messenger RNA from Prorocentrum cordatum, 594 nucleotides. The record is from the annotation of a GenBank genome assembly. NCBI's taxonomy places the organism in Eukaryota, Dinophyceae, Prorocentrales, Prorocentraceae.
AUGAGCCGGCCGCCGCAGCACGCGGCCGACCGCGUGGGCGAGGCCCGCGCCGCGGCUGCUGCUGCCCUUGUGCAGCUUGCUGAGAGCCAAAUGGUCGCUGGUGCCCCUGAGGCUGCACCGCCUGCGGCUGCUCUGCCUCGGCCGUCGCCGAUGGAGAGGCUGCCGCGGGUGCCGCGGGUGCCGCAAGCCGAAACUCUGCGAGCCGAUGCUGCCUCAGAGGCUGUUCCUCCUGAGGCUGCUCCGCCCACGGCUGCUCCGCCUACGGCGAUGCAGAGGGUGCAGCGCGUGCAGCCUACCACGGACAUCCAGGCGGCGGACGGCGCGGUCCGCCUCCUUAAGCAGCAGCUGUCCAGGGUCGAGGCCGUGCUGUACUGGAGGGAGAAGGCGGCCCCACACUCCCCGCAGGUGCAGGACUUCCGGUGGAGGGCGUGCGAGCUGCGGCGCCUGGUGGAUGAGGCCGUCGGGUGGCGGGCCGCGCUGGACCCUGGAGGCCCCCCCGGCGCCGCCGCUGUGCAGGCUCGGGCCGCUGCUGCGGCCGGGCCGCCGCCUACUGGGAGAGCCGGCUCCUGCGAGAGCCCAGGCAGGCGGGACUGA